Aspergillus versicolor CBS 583.65 is the source of this 1205-nucleotide messenger RNA. RefSeq lists its product as uncharacterized. Lineage: Eukaryota; Fungi; Ascomycota; Eurotiomycetes; Eurotiales; Aspergillaceae. The record is from RefSeq and is a predicted model, not a curated record. The coding region runs from base 48 to 1205 and encodes 385 amino acids. Gene Ontology annotation, molecular function: protein binding. The transcript has a single exon.
GCUCGGAAUAUUAAGACUUUGAAUAGUAAGAAAGUCCAAACGAAACCAUGGCUUCCCUAUGCCCACCUUAUUUCCCCACUGAGCUGGCCACUAAACUCGCCAAAUAUCUAGACGCUUACACCCUACUACACGUCUCUAAAGUCUGCCACUCCUGGCGCGAUGUCUCCCUCCCCCUCCUCGACAAAGUGCAUCUCGAAGACACUCUAUCUGCCUUCGGAACCGCCGUCGACGACGCCAACCAUGACGCCCUCAUCUACUUCGCCUCCCGCAUCCAGCGGAACAAGAGAACAGGUUUUCCAACCGGGUGUCUAGCCCUAACACUCGCAUGCACAACCACCUGUACCACAGCAGUGCGCAUCCUUAUCCCCUACACCAGCAUGCCCCCCAAACACCCAGGGUCCAAACUAGACCUCGACGCAUGGGACAAGCCUCUAUUCGAAGCCAUGCGCCAGCAAGACCCAGGCGUUCUAGAAGUCCUUCUAGACAACGGAGCGCCGCGAGACAAAAUCUACACUUGCGGACUAAGCCUAGAAGACAGCGUCUCGUUAUGGGGUGAGAGUCCAACGCCGGAAUCACCAAAGGCCUUCCUGCAUGCGGCGGUGUUUCGCAAGUUUCCGGCUGCUGUUAGGUAUAUUUUAAACAAGGUUCGUGACUACCCGCCGACGCUUGAUGCUGUGCUGAACGAGGCUCAUCACGGCGAUCGGCCGCUUUGUUCUGCUGCGGCAAGGGGAUAUACUGAUAUCCUUCGGAUUCUGCUCGAUUAUAAAGCUAUUGUCAACACAGACAGGAAUGCCAGGACGACGCCGCUGGGUAACGCCGCCGCUGCGGGGCGGGAGGAAAUUGCCAGGAUACUGCUUGACCACGGGGCUGAUACGGAGCUUUGCGGUAAAAGUGGGCAGACGCCUUUAUUCAGCGCUGCGUAUAAUCCUAUCCUAGAGAAAGAACAUGCUGGUGUUGUCCGGCUGCUGCUGGGGAGGGGGGCGAAAACUGAAGCUGUUGACAAGCAUGGCGAUACACCGUUGCUGUGGGCUGUGAAGCAUGGGUGUGAAGAGUCUGUCAGGAUGCUCUUGGAGCAUGGUGCGAAUGUCAACCACCAGGAUAAAGGGGGUAUCACGCCACUUAUGGCUGCUACCUGCUCGGAAGAGAAUAUGCCCAGUAUAGUGCAGUUGCUGGAGGACUAUAAUGCGGAAUUAGGCCCAUGGUAA